UUUCCAUUUAGCAUUAGCAAUGUCUCUCAUUGAAACAUUCUUCUCCAUCUUCCUAAUGCUCACUCUUCAACCAUCCACAAGCAUUGAAUUUUGCGAUGUUUUAUGUGGGAUUCAGCCGAUUCACUUCCCUUUCCGCCUCAACACCCAACCUAGUCGAUGUGGGUAUCACCGCUUCAAUCUCACCUGCAAAAACGAAACGCAAUCCACCCUUACGUUACCAUUUUCCGGUGACUUCACCGUCGUAAACAUCGACUACAUCUUCCAAAACAUACGAAUCAACGACCCCGGUCAUUGCACUCCAAAACGUCUUCUUCAGGGACUUAAUCUAUCGGGCACUCCUUUUGAAUUGCUACAUCCUCGAAGCUACACGGUUUUCAAUUGCUCCUCUGCUUCACCUACAGCACUAAAACUGACUGAAGCAAGGUUUAUUUCCUGUCUUAGCGGCACGAAUUCUUCGGUCGUGGCUGUACCGACUGAACGGCUUGAUUCGUCCACAUCAUUGACGGCGUCGUGUGCGGAGAUGGCAAAGGUUUUGGCUCCACUUUCAUGGACUGGUUGGUUGGAACAUGGUGAGGGUAUCAUGUUGACAUGGAAAGAACCUGAUUGCAGGUUGUGCGAAAGCAGGGCUGGGACUUGCACGUUCAAGAGUGAUAGAGGCAUGGAUGUCGGUUGUUCCGGUGGUUUUAGCAAUGGCCUUAGCAUUGAAGCUAAAUUUGGCAUAAUGUUUGGCGUGGGAAUACCCCUCUCGCUCAUACUAGGCCUAUUAAUUCACCUCAAGGUAGACCAUCGCCGCAAUGAUCAAAAUCCCAACCCGGAAGCAUCUUCGGUAGUCAAAGGUCUUGAUGGGCAGACCAUCGACUCAUAUCUGAUGACACUGCUUGGCGAAAGCCGGCGAUUAGCGAGGCAAAGCGAUAACACUUGCUCUAUUUGUCUUUGUGAGUACCGAGCUAAAGAGACAUUAAGGACUAUUCCAGUUUCCCUCGCCGGAGGGAACCGGCAGCCUAUGCCACCGUACUCGGUGCCGAUCACCGCCGCCGGCCACCGUUCACGGUGGCCGGAAUUUACAAAUACUAAGCGUAGAUCUAAACGUCCUAAGGAUCCGGGCAGCGCAGCUGAACGUCUGGAAGCAACGCUGCCACGUGGUUGUUCUGGAAUCUUGGAGGCGGUUGGGGAUCACUAG
Messenger RNA from Hibiscus syriacus, 1180 nucleotides. RefSeq names its product RING-H2 finger protein ATL22-like. NCBI's taxonomy places the organism in Eukaryota, Viridiplantae, Streptophyta, Magnoliopsida, Malvales, Malvaceae. The transcript has 5 exons. Bases 20 to 1180 code for a protein of 386 amino acids. Gene Ontology annotation, molecular function: polysaccharide binding. The record is from RefSeq and is a predicted model, not a curated record.